Gastrolobium bilobum is the source of this 1383-nucleotide messenger RNA. RefSeq lists its product as uncharacterized. The transcript has 5 exons. Bases 98 to 1243 code for a protein of 381 amino acids. Gene Ontology annotation, cellular component: cytoplasm; cytosol. Gene Ontology annotation, molecular function: quinone reductase (NADPH) activity. The record is from RefSeq and is a predicted model, not a curated record. Lineage: Eukaryota; Viridiplantae; Streptophyta; Magnoliopsida; Fabales; Fabaceae. Gene Ontology annotation, biological process: cellular response to oxidative stress.
CUUGUAAUUAACCGGGUUUUUCCCGGUUGGAAUAGAAAAUCCUCACCGCUUUGCUCCUGAUUCAAUUCAAUUCAAUGUAAGAAAAAAAAAAUCGAAAAUGUCAUUUUCGAGGUUCUUAUUGAGAAUCCACAACCCUCUUUUCUAUCUUGUACUUACACCAACUUCUUCUUCUUCCACUGUGUCAUCAUCUUCUUUACCGUUGACUUUGAGCAGUGGUAGAGGCAAAUCAUCACUUUCAACAAAAGCUUCGUUAUCAUCAGCAACAGAUAUGGUUAAAGCUAUCAGAGUUCAUGAUCUUGGUGGCCCUCAGGUUCUGAAGUGGGAGGAUGUGGAAAUUGGAGAGCCAAAAGAAGGGGAGAUUCGUGUGAGGAACAAAGCAAUUGGGGUUAAUUUUAUUGAUGUCUACUUUCGUAAAGGAGUUUAUAAAGCACCCUCUUUACCCUUCACUCCAGGUAUGGAGGCUGUUGGGGUUGUGACAGCUGUGGGCGCUGGACUCACUGGUAGGCAAGUUGGAGAUCUUGUAGCUUAUGCGGGUCAGCCAAUGGGCUCAUAUGCUGAAGAGCAGAUUCUUCCUGCAGAUAAAGUAGUCCCUGUCCCUCCAUCAAUUGACCCAGCUAUUGCAGCAUCCAUCAUGAUGAAGGGCAUGACAACUCAAUUUUUGCUUCGACGUUGUUUCAAGGUUGAACCUGGUCACACGAUUCUUGUUCAUGCUGCAGCUGGUGGAGUUGGAUCCCUAUUGUGCCAGUGGGCAAAUGCUCUUGGCGCAACUGUUAUAGGAACUGUAUCCAAUAAAGAGAAGGCAGCUCAAGCCAUGGAGGAUGGCUGCCAUCAUGUUAUAAUCUAUAAAGAAGAGGAUUUUGUUUCCCGUGUCAAUGAAAUUACGUUGGGCAAUGGAGUUGAAGUUGUCUAUGAUUCUGUUGGAAAGGAUACCUUUGAGGGAUCUUUGGCAUGCUUGAAGCUUCGAGGCUACAUGGUAAAUUUUGGACAGUCAUCAGGUACACCAGAUCCAGUUCCAUUAUCUUCUUUGGCUACAAAAUCCCUGUUCUUGACAAGGCCCAGCCUAAUGCAAUAUGUUGCAACUCGGGAUGAGCUAUUGGAGACUGCUGGGGAGUUGUUUGCUAAUGUUGCUUCUGGCGUCUUGAAGGUGCGAGUUAAUCAUACUUACCCAUUGUCUGAGGCAGCUAAAGCACAUGAAGACCUGGAGAAUCGGAAGACCUCAGGAUCUGUUGUGUUGAUACCCUAAGGCUAUCAGUUGCAUGUAGUUGUUAAACACCAGGCCCUUGUUUGAUUCCUCUUUAAAUGAAAUAUAGUUUGUGAAUGCUAUUGCUCAUGUAUGUGAUUCACCGUUUGUCGCUGUACUUAAAUGAUUUUUCUGUUAUCAUG